AUUCGUGCGAAGUCGGGAGGUCCUUCCGCGCAAACUAGUGACACUGACAGAAAAGUGGGCUGGUGGUUCACUGGUGGAGUGUUCUGCGGGUGUACGUGUAUGACAUAACGAGGAUAACCGGCCCUAGACAGAGUGACGUGCACUAAUGGGGGAGUUCAGUUUGAGUGGCAACGCGAACAUCGGUUUGAGUGCUGUGGAGAUCCCCGUGAACACGUCGAAGAGCAGCACGAUCUUCUACACCACACCUACGUCGACGUCGACGAGCGGCAGCGACUCCUCCGUCCUCCAGGCCGCGAGCCGGCCGAUGCAGGAUGAGGACAAGGCCGGCAGCGGCGAGGAGGCCCCCGAGAAGGGCAAGGAGGACGCCGAGCUCGAGAAGCUGGAGGCGGCGUCCACGAAGGCCGCGGCCUCGCUGCCGCUCUUCCACCCCGCCGAGGGGGGCGCCCCGGCGCUGUGGUCGGCGGCCGUCGAGGACUCGUACGCCCCCAUGAGCGUCAACGGCCUCGGCUUCCAGAACUUCCCGUCCCCGAACCAGCAGCAGCUGUUCGGCAACAACCAGAGCCAGGGCCGGCGGGCCAUCACGGCCAGCCACAACUUCCCGCACAUGGGCCGCCAGUCCGGCCACCCGCUCUACAAGGGCUACGGCUCGUGGGCCAGCCCGGGCCAGACGAGCUGGUCGGGGGGCUCCUCGGCCUGGAACCGCGGCCGCAGCGUGCCCAACCUCACGCCGCUCCAGCAGAUGGGGGUCGCCGGCCGGAAGCCCAGUCCCACCUUCAACCACCAACAAGUCAUAUCUCCAGUCAAAUUCAGACGCAGCACCUCCUAUCCGGGCAAAGGGCCCUUUCCCCAGCCCGCUCCCACCUUCGAAAUCACCAACAUGGAUGAGGCCAGAGAUCUGCUUCCCUAUCAGGACCGGUGUGGUGUAGUGAACGCGAAUGGAAGUAGUCCUUUAGAAAAUAUGAGAGGCCUAGAACAUUAUUUGAAUGAUAUAAUGAGACCACCUCAAGACUCAACGGAUAUCAAAGGGUUUAUCAACUGCAAUACCAAUGCUUUCCAGUCACUGACACAGUUACAUGGGAAAUCGUCUUACUUCCAAGUUUUAGAUGACCAGCCCGGGCCUGUACUGCUCGAAGAGCCGCACUUAGUGGAUAGUACGUUAGGUGGUGCCCAGCCUCUGAGUUCCCCAUCGAGGUCUUCGCCGCACUCGCAGGGCUCGGAAGGCGGGGAGAGAUUUUCGCGUAAAGUAUUCGUCGGGGGCCUGCCACCGGACAUAGAUGAAGACGAAAUCACGGCUAGUUUCCGACGAUUCGGACCCCUCGUCGUCGACUGGCCCCACAAGGCCGAAAGCAAAUCGUAUUUCCCCCCGAAAGGAUAUGCAUUCCUAUUAUUCCAGGAUGAAAAUUCUGUACAAAGUCUAAUAGAUGCGUGCAUUACGGAUGAAGAUAAACUGUAUCUUUGUGUAUCGUCGCCAACAAUCAAAGACAAGCCUGUACAGAUUAGACCAUGGAGGUUGUCGGAUGCGGAUUUCGUUUUAGAUGCUUCUAUGCCGUUGGACCCUCGGAAGACCGUCUUCGUCGGCGGGGUUCCACGUCCCCUGAAAGCUGUGGAAUUAGCUAUGAUAAUGGAUCGUCUCUAUGGUGGGGUGUGUUAUGCUGGCAUUGACACUGACCCAGAGCUCAAGUAUCCAAAAGGUGCAGGACGAGUAGCGUUUAGUAAUCAGCAGAGUUAUAUCGCUGCAAUUAGUGCACGUUUUGUCCAACUGCAACACGGUGAUAUUGACAAAAGGGUGGAAGUGAAACCUUACGUCCUCGACGAUCAGAUGUGUGAUGAAUGUCAAGGACAGCGUUGUGGUGGCAAAUUUGCACCUUUCUUCUGUGCUAACGUGACUUGUUUGCAGUACUAUUGCGAACACUGCUGGGCGACAAUUCACUCGAGGCCUGGACGAGAGUUUCAUAAGCCCUUGGUAAAGGAGGGUGCGGAUCGACCAAGAGCUGUUCCUUUCCGCUGGUGUUAACGCAGGAGCGCUUAGUCAGCGGCCGCCACUUUUAGCUUAUUACCACCGGCGGCACGGCUGUCCAUCGCAUAGGCAUAAUUAUCUAGUAGCAAUUAUACAUAUUUAAAGUAUACAUGUAACCAGUUAUCUUCUGUCUGAGGCGCCUGGUGGUAGCGGAUUCCACUGCACCAGCACCAGCCGAUGCGUCUGCGUUCAGCCAUUGUCCGACUACGAUGUGUAUCGCUGUAUUUCGAGACGAGAAGCCUCCUUUUGGUUCUAUGUCUAGUUCUUGUAGGUAAUCAAAAAAAGCAAAAAAUAAAAUAAAUAGUAGAGAAAAAUCGGGGAAGGAACCAAGAGGUACUUCUGCAUAUGAUGUUUAGUGCGGUAUAGUCAGAAACUUUCAGGGUAUUGUAAAUACUAGUCUAAUCUGCAAGCCGCUGCUGGGCAGAGGAUCUUCGCUUGCGGCGACCACUUACCACUUAGCCCCCAAGUACCUGACCGGCCCGCCUUUGCCCGUGUCCCGCUAUUAAGCCCCUUUAAUAACACUAACCCACCUGGCUUUCCCGCUGCCCCGCAAACCUGCUGCUUUAUGUCCGCACUCCUACCAUCCUUUAUUUUAAUGUGUGAUACCAUAAACGUCUUUAUGUAUUAAAUGAAUUGCACGGAUAUGUAUAGUAUAUAUUAUAUAUAGUAUCAGCUAUUCUAAGACUUUGUAUUUUUUAAAUUUGAAUUUUUAUACUAAACUGUUAUAAAUGGUGAUUAGCAAAAGUUUGAUGUGUGCAAUAAUUGCGCUUGGGGUAGCCCAGCUGACCUCGGCGCCGUAGAGUUUUAUCUUUAACCGUAAUUAAUGAAUAUAUAACGUUUCCUAGGUAAUUGUGUAAAUAGGCGCGGGGCGAUGAGAUUGCAGGCCGUACCCCUAAACGUCUAGUCAGGGUGCAGCCACCCGGCCCGUGCGAACCAUCUACAAUAUGGUACAAAUAUGUAUUGAUAUGAUUUGUAAAGAUUUACACUCCUUUUUCUACUGUUUGUAUAUUUGCUCGCCUGCCCUGUGGGGAGUAGAUGAUAGUUGAAACGGACAAGACCGUAUCAUAUUCUGUAGACAGUUGUCAUUUUGAUCUAACGAUUACAUAACUUUUUAUCCGUUUUUGAGAUUUAGAAGUGUGUGCAGUCAGAUUGUUUCGAAACUGAUUGUAUCAUUUUCAUAUUUUUACUAUGUAAGCUGUGUAUUUAUUGGAAAAUUUUUAAAGUUGUAUACAUUUUUUACUUUUUAUAACUGUUUUCAAGCAAAUUUUUUGAGUUAUUAUUUACUAUUUUAUAUGUGGAUAUGGACAGUCACAACUGCGACCAGUCUGAAAUGAAACUGGCAACAAGUACUGUGUUUCCAGUUUGAUUGUAGUUACCAUUAGUGCAAUACAUCGGGCUGUUGCCUCGAUUAGGGAUAGUCAAUUGUUUCAGAUCCUUAUUGUUGCCCAAAUGGAUCUUUCAGUUUUGCCCGGUUUGUUGACCGUUGGCUACUUGACUAGCAACAAACUAGUUUUUUAUUAUUAUUCUAACUAUUAUUAUUAUUUUUUUGUAUUUUACAGAAUACUAUUUAAAUUGUUUUUAUAAUUAUUUUAUACACUUUUGUAUGUUUGUUAGUCAAUUUGAGAUAGGGUUUGUAAAACUGUGUAUAAACAGUUUCUCCUUUAAGAUUUUGUUAAAUAUCAGACUUUUUAUGUUUUUUAUAAAUAUUAUAUAAAAUGUCAAUUUGUGUUUAUUUGAUAAACUGCUGUUAAACUUCAA
Molecule: messenger RNA, 3775 nt
Organism: Tribolium castaneum (red flour beetle)
Lineage: Eukaryota; Metazoa; Arthropoda; Insecta; Coleoptera; Tenebrionidae
Gene: orb2
Product: orb2
Exons: 7
Coding region: 146-2014 (622 amino acids)
Biological process (GO): negative regulation of cytoplasmic translation
Cellular component (GO): neuron projection; cytoplasm; nucleus
Molecular function (GO): translation factor activity, RNA binding; mRNA 3'-UTR binding; ribosome binding
Source: RefSeq, a predicted model, not a curated record